AUGGGGCAUCACAAUCACACCGUCGAGUCGGCAAACAACGCGUUCGCACCACCAACACCACCAUCUGCAUCACAGCCUCGUUCGUCGAGGUCCAUCACAACUCUGCGGGACGUGAUCGGCACCACCGCUGCGGCGGGCCGCAAUUUGCACAACACCAACAACAGCAACGACCGCGGUGCUGGCAAUUGCACCGGCGCAACCUCGACAAUCGCACCGGUGACGGUCGCAAUGCAGAACGGAACGGCCGUGCCGGACCGUUCGGCCAGCGACUACUAUUACUAUUACGCGUACGAUAACGCUACCGAGACCGCCCUGUUCUUCCCGCUCAACGGCUCUGCGGCCGGCGGACGGACCGGACCGUUCGGGAAAUCCAACUGCCAGUGGAUACCCGCCCAGCAGAGCCUUUUCCAGUUCUCAAACAUUUGUUUCCUGACGGCUUUCAUAGUUCCCAGGAGUUACAAGCUCAGCGUGUUGUCACUGAGGGCGUUGCUGUUCCUAGGGUUUCUGAUUUCGGGUCUUUGGGCAUCCACGGACGUGUGUGCGGUGGAUGCGUUGCUCUGGUACGGAUCACUCGCUCUGAUCAACGGUGUGCACACGCUUAAACUGUGUAAGAAACUCAUGCCACCAGCGCUAUCGGUCGAACUCAUGGAAUUGUACUUGAGGGUGUUCAAGCCGCUCAAAGUCAGCCAGAAACACUUCCGGGAGCUAACGCGGGAGGCGGCCAUCGAGGAAUUGUCCCCCGGCGAGUGUUACGCGGUCGAGGCGGUGACGGCCUGUGAUCAGCGACUGUCUAUUCUACUCAGAGGCAGGUGA
Messenger RNA from Macrosiphum euphorbiae (potato aphid), 813 nucleotides. The record is from the annotation of a GenBank genome assembly. NCBI's taxonomy places the organism in Eukaryota, Metazoa, Arthropoda, Insecta, Hemiptera, Aphididae.